Messenger RNA from Aspergillus chevalieri, 573 nucleotides. RefSeq names its product ribonuclease P Rpr2/Rpp21/SNM1 subunit. The transcript has a single exon. Gene Ontology annotation, biological process: RNA processing. Lineage: Eukaryota; Fungi; Ascomycota; Eurotiomycetes; Eurotiales; Aspergillaceae. The record is from RefSeq and is a predicted model, not a curated record. The coding region runs from base 1 to 573 and encodes 190 amino acids.
AUGCCUGUUAGUGAAUACUUAUCCCAGCUGGAUUUUCUCAAAGAUUCAGCCUCUUCUCUGAGCUCUGAGAGCCCUUCGACCGCGGCGCACCUGUUAGCGGUCCAUAACCACAUUCUGCAUAACGACUUCAAGUCAUUGAAUAUGCGCCAGCAGGAAUUAUGCUGCGGUGCUUGUGGUACUAUCAGGAGCCCCGAGACAAGCAAGACCAUCCAGAUCAAGAAAAAGAAAUCAAAGCGUACUGGAAUUUCUACGGACGGAGCUACAAUCUACAAGUGCCUCCGCUGUCAUCGACGGACAGUUAAGCCGGUUCGAAAAGAGCCUGUCCGUUCCAAGGCGCCAACUAAAUCUACGACGACGACUGUAGAAGCAUCCGUCUCGACUACAGCACCUUCAACAGACAAGACGGUCUCAGAACAGUCUGCUUCUGAGCCCGCCAGCAAAACAGCGGAGAACGCCAGCAGCAAGAAACGGGCCAAAGCACGAAAACAAGGAGGACUACAGGCAUUGCUGGCUUCUAAGCAAAAAUCCCAAUCGGCGUCUUCAUCCCUCGAUCUGUUUGAUUUUCUUCAAUGA